AAUUCUACGAUUGAUCGAUUUAUUCACGAUAUUAAUACGAAUUUUGAUCUUACAUGUUGAUAACGUCAAAUUCAGAACUAUUCGCAAAAAAUGUGUAGUUACUAAUAGUGCAAUUUAAAUAUAAUAUAUAAUAAUAUAAAUAUAAGAAUGGGAUACUCUAUCGUUAGAGACUUUUCAUGUAGCGCUUGUUACACGUUAUGACGCGAAUGAAUAUGCUCCUUUAAUGUUACGUGUGAAAUUUUAGCAGAAAUUAUCUUUAUAUUUUAUAAUAGAUGUUUUAAAUGUCAAAUCUAAUUAUGCAACGGUGAAUAGAUACAUUUACAUGAUAUGUGAUAAUUUAUAAAUUAAUAUACAUAUAUCGUUUUAUUCUAAUUGAGUUAUACAAAUAUAUUAAUGUGUUUAAAAAAUGGCAGAAAUAAAUUGGAUUGCCAAAUCUAUGAAUUAUCAAACAAUACAAUUUGCAUCUUUGGAAGAAGUAACAGAGCAUCCCUUAAAACCUGUUAUGAUUAUGUUAGUUGAUGGACGCAGUGGGAUGAAACGUAAUGUGUUACGAAGCACGAGCACUGGUUCUUCAACUGCCACCUCAACACCAACUCACACAUCUGUUCCAGGUAGUUCUUUAACAGAUCCAUUAUUAAGUCACUGUUCUUUUGAUGGUUCAGAUCCCCUCUCGCAAUUUGCUAAGGAAGAAUUAGAUCCAUUGUCUAAAAUGGCUGCAGAUGAGUGGGAUUACUCUUGCAAUACAGUAGUUACUGGUAAAAAAUCUAUGGAUACUGCAGAAGAAUUAGUAGAACCAUGGUUAGCAAGGCGUACUACGAUAUUAAAUAAAUACACAACAUCGGAAAAGUUGUCGAUAGUUACUAGUUUCUUACCAGGCGGUGAAAAAGUUAUUGUUAAAGUUCAACCAAGUGGUGGAGUUGUGGAUAAAGUACGAACAAGAUUGGAACAGUUGGAUGAUUUUGAAGAAGGAUCGAUUAGACAAAUGUUAGAUUUAUCCCAACAACAAUAUACCGCAAGAGUUGAGCAAUUAAAUAAUGAACUUGUACAAGCCUGGCAUUCUGAUCAAAGAGUUAAAGCACUUAAAAUUGCAAUUCAGUGUGCCAAAUUAUUAGUAGAUACAUCUGUUAUGGCUUUUUAUCCUGGCAAGUUUGUUCUUAUCACAGAUAUUUUAGACAUUUUUGGAAAAUUGGUUUAUGAAAGGCUAAAGGUUAAAGCUGAAUAUUACAAACCAGGAAAUAAAAUGCCCACAAGUUUACCUGAUAAUUUCACACCUGACAUGGUACCUGAAAAUGCGAAAGAAACUUGCAGGAAUUGGUUUUACAAAAUAGCAUCGAUAAGGGAAUUAGUUCCACGUCUCUAUGUAGAAAUGGCAAUAAUAAAGUCUUACAGUUUUUUAACAGCAAGUGAAUUUAAUACAGCUUUGCUACGAAUAACGCGAAUGAUUAGAGGUAUUGGAAAUCCUCUCAUAGCUGUAUAUGCCAGAUGUUAUUUAUGCCGAGUGGGAUUAGCAUUAAAUAAGACAUCUGAUUUUGAAUUUGUAAGGGAGAACUUUUACGACUUUCUCUUUACGUAUCAACAGCUGUUUGGUCAAUUCGUGAAAAAUGAAUUAAUUGAACAAAAUAUGACCGUAUAUUCUUAUUUAAACCUUUAUUCGCCAGCUUUGGAUUGGAUUUUGCAAGUAUUGGUAGCUACAACUUGUGAGAAUCUUUUAGAAGAUGUACUCUUUCGGUGCAAAAACCAAGCAAAUAGUUCAUUAUUAUUGAAUAGUAUUUUAACAGCAUUUAAACCCUCGUACAUUGGAGAGCGUGCAAUGGAUUUUGUAAAUUUAAUAACUACGAUCGAAGAUGAUGGUUUUCCACAGUAUCUGUUAUACCGAAAUUUAGGUGAAAGUCUUGUGUUAGAAUCACCACCAAAAGAAGAUUGUCAAUCAAUUCUCAAUACGAUCUGGAAAUAUAUGACAGAGUUAACAAAUCCUACCAAAUUUAUGCACUGUAUUGAGAUUUGGAUUCAAUUCACUGCUAUUCACUUUUCUGUCAAUGAAUUGAAUUUAUUCUUUGGAAAAAUAAUCGAUCGACUUAAUCCAAACAAGAAUUUCGAACAGUAUUACCCACAGUUACAAAAUAUUAUUGAAAAAGUAGUAUCUCACACACAAGAUUUUGAAUCGUUACUUGCUAUGGAUAAUUUUUUACCUCUAAUAGAUUUGUUUCAUAAAGAAAGCAUUAAAGUUGAAGUGUGUAAGACUGUCAUAGAAGGUAUAAGCGUUCAAACCAGUCCAAUUACCGAUCCUAUUAUUAUAAAUGCUCUCAUGUUCAUUGCUAGAAUAAUGCACGAUUCUGUUAGUGCUCUGACUGUUGAAGAUGAAAAACGUCAAAUUGGUCAACUUAUAUGCGGUUUAGUUCAACGUGUUGAUUAUGGUCGUGAUUUUGAGAAACAACUUAAUUUUUAUGUUGAAGCUAGGGCAGCCUUUCCCAAUCUCGAUAGUGUUCAUAUACAACUUGUACAAUGUGUAAAUAGAUUAUCAGUCGAUACUCGAAAAAUUGUUCGUGGACAUCACACAAGAAGGACGUCGGCGUUUGUACGUGCUUGCGCUGCAUUUUGUUUUAUUACCAUUCCAUCGUUGACUUUAGUUUAUACACGGUUACAGUUAUACUUACUCUCAGGCCAAGUUGCCCUUUUAAAUCAGUGCUUGGGGCAAGCUGAUGCAUGUUUUAAGGCUGCCUUGAGUUUAGUUCCGGAAAUGCCCAAAACGAUAGAUAUAGAUGGAAGACAGAAAAGUUCACAACCUUAUUUACUUUCAUAUUUAUCGAACUUUUUGUCAACGUUGCUCAUUGUACCGGAUAGUCCGGAACAUGGAGUUUUAUAUUUAAUGCGAGGCUUACUUAACGCUGUUCAACGAUGUUUCGAAGAAAACACGUCGAUGAAAACGUAUUUAUAUUUGCGCGUGCUUGAUUUAUUGUCAGCAAUUGUCCAAGAAAAUUAUCCGUAUCACGUUGAGAAGGUUGAUUCUAAUGACAAAUUAUAUGGAUCUGAUCAAAAAUUUAUAAACGAAGUAAACAAAAUAAGUUCGAAAAUCGUAGAAGAAAUUUUAUCCCAUUUGAAAUAUCUUGGUUCUACCGAUCAAUUGGAAAAGCAAGUGGCGCUUGCAGCAGAACUUUUUAAUUGUUUCGUUAUUAGAGCAGAUUUACGCGAUCCACAAUUAGCACAUAUAGCUGUGAAUUUAUGGAAUUUAUCUGUACGACAUGGUUUCGUAGAUUCAAAAGUAAAGAUGAAAAUGAUAGCUUAUAUAGUACAAAAAAGUCACCACAAAGAAUAUGAACAUUUUGGGGACAUAUUGAAAAAGAUGUUGAAAUAAAUAUACUGGUGAACGUCAUAAGUAAUUCACGAAAGAUUGGAAUUAUAAGCAAAUUGAUGAAAUGCAUAGAUAAAUAUACGCCAAAAAAAUGGGUCAAA
Frieseomelitta varia is the source of this 3450-nucleotide messenger RNA. Its product is annotated as VPS35 endosomal protein-sorting factor-like. The record is from RefSeq and is a predicted model, not a curated record. Gene Ontology annotation, cellular component: endosome. Gene Ontology annotation, biological process: endocytic recycling. The transcript has 18 exons. Bases 407 to 3352 code for a protein of 981 amino acids. Lineage: Eukaryota; Metazoa; Arthropoda; Insecta; Hymenoptera; Apidae.